AUGUCCUCGUUGCCGACCGGCGGCACGUCACGGCACACGGAAGAGACCAACUUGCACGCGCGGCAAAAAAAUAAACAAAUCGAAGUAUCGGACGAACAAGCGGGCGUUCGUGGACAGGAAGCUAGGAUAAUAGCGAAGCCUCGUCCGGUGGUCGGAGACGACGGGGUGGGGUGGUUUAAAGCCACGCCCCAGGGCGGAGUCGGACGGCUGCGCGGGAUUAUCACCCCUUCGAUGCGC
Brenthis ino (lesser marbled fritillary) is the source of this 237-nucleotide messenger RNA. The record is from the annotation of a GenBank genome assembly. NCBI's taxonomy places the organism in Eukaryota, Metazoa, Arthropoda, Insecta, Lepidoptera, Nymphalidae.